GCUCUUCCCUGCUCCCCAGGCUCUUCCCUGCCACCCUCCUCUCCCCUCUUUCACCCACCGGGAUGCAGCGAGGCGUGGAGCUGGGAUGUGGAACGGAGGUUUCCUCAGCGGGAGGAAGGCUGAAGACGAGCAGCGGAUCCCAUACUUCCCAAUUUCCAUUAUGAAUCAGAAACUUUUCAUGGUGGCACCUGGAAUUGCCAGAGCUUGUUUUAUUAUCACCCGUUCACUAACACCAUCAUUUUGCCACACUGAAAGACAAAGAAGGACCUAAUGUCAGGCAGUCAUUUAGAUGGAAUAAAUUUAGCUUUACAAAAUGUACCACCUUGUCCUUGUUUUUUUCAUUUUGCCACAGACUGGUGAGCACCUCCUCCGGGGCUGGCAUUUGAGAACCACGAACUGGAUGGCCCCUAAGGCCCUGCCCGACUCUAAAACGCUACAGUUUGCAAAUACCACAGUCACGCUGCAUUAAAGAUGCAUUUUCAAAUGUUAAUAAUUAAUGGUGUGUGUGGCUGCUGCGGCGCCCUGCGCCCCAGGUACAAAAGGCUGGUUGACAACAUCUUCCCUGAGGACCCAGAGGAUGGCCUGGUGAAGACCAACAUGGAGAAGCUGACCUUCUAUGCCCUCUCAGCUCCAGAAAAGCUUGAUCGUAUAGGCGCCUACCUCUCUGAGAGGCUCAUCCGUGAUGUGGGUCGUCAUCGAUAUGGGUACGUGUGCAUUGCCAUGGAGGCGCUGGACCAGCUGCUCAUGGCCUGCCACUGCCAGAGCAUCAACCUCUUUGUGGAGAGUUUCCUCAAGAUGGUGGCCAAGCUGCUGGAGUCAGAGAAGCCGAACCUGCAGAUCCUUGGCACCAACUCGUUCGUGAAGUUUGCCAACAUCGAGGAGGACACUCCAUCUUAUCAUCGGAGCUAUGAUUUCUUUGUGUCCCGGUUCAGUGAAAUGUGCCACUCCAGCCACGACGACUUGGAAAUCAAGACCAAGAUCCGAAUGUCGGGCAUUAAAGGCCUGCAAGGGGUGGUGAGGAAGACGGUGAAUGAUGAGUUGCAGGCCAACAUCUGGGACCCACAGCACAUGGACAAGAUCGUCCCCUCGCUGCUUUUCAACCUGCAGCAUGUGGAGGAGGCAGAGAGCCGGUCCCCCUCACCCCUGCAAGCCCCAGAGAAGGAAAAGGAAAACCCUGCCGAGCUGGCUGAGAGGUGCCUUCGAGAACUGCUGGGCCGGGCUGCCUUUGGCAACAUCAAAAACGCCAUCAAGCCUGUUCUCAUCCAUCUGGAUAACCAUUCUCUCUGGGAACCCAAGGUGUUCGCCAUCCGUUGCUUUAAAAUCAUCAUGUACUCAAUUCAGCCGCAGCACUCCCACCUGGUUAUCCAGCAGCUCCUGAGCCAUCUGGAUGCGAACAGCCGCAGUGCAGCCACUGUGCGGGCGGGCAUCGUGGAGGUCCUGUCUGAAGCUGCCAUCAUCGCUGCCACCGGCUCUGUUGGGCCCACAGUGCUGGAGAUGUUCAACACUCUGCUGAGGCAGCUGCGGCUCAGCAUCGACUACGCGCUGACUGGGAGCUACGAUGGGGCCAUCAGCCUCGGCGCCAAGACCAUCAAGGAGCACGAGGAGCGCAUGUUCCAGGAGGCCGUUAUCAAGACCAUAGGCUCCUUUGCCACCACGCUGCCCACGUACCAGCGCUCAGAGGUGAUCCUCUUCAUCAUGAGCAAGGUCCCGCUGCCUUCUCUGCACCACCCCAUGGAGACAGGGAGAACGGGGGAGAACAGGAACCGGCUGACCCAGAUCAUGCUGCUGAAAUCCCUCCUUCAGGUAUCUACAGGCUUCCAGUGUAGCAACAUGAUGUCUGCCCUGCCCAGCAACUUCCUGGACCGCCUUCUCUCCACUGCCCUCAUGGAGGAUGCAGAAAUCCGUCUCUUCGUUCUGGAGAUUCUCAUCAGUUUCAUUGAUCGUCAUGGCAACCGCCACAAGUUCUCUACCAUCAGUACCCUCAGCGACAUCUCUGUCCUGAAGCUGAAGGUGGACAAGUGCUCCCGACAGGACACGGUCUUCAUGAAGAAGCACUCCCAGCAGCUCUACAGACACAUCUACCUGAGCUGUAAGGAAGAGACAAACAUGCAGAAGCACUACAAGGCCCUCUAUGGCUUGCUGGCACUCAUCAGCAUCGAGCUGGCCAACGAGGAGGUAGUGGUGGACCUCAUCCGCCUGGUGCUGGCUGUUCAGGAUGUGGCCCAGGUCAAUGAAGAGAACUUGCCGGUGUACAACCGCUGCGCCCUUUACGCUCUGGGUGCAGCGUACCUGAACCUCAUCAGCCAGCUCACAACGGUGCCUGCCUUCUGCCAGCACAUCCACGAGGUAAUAGAGGCACGGAAGAAGGAGGCCCCGUACAUGCUUCCUGAGGAUGUAUUUGUGGAGAGGCCCAGGCUGUCUCAAAACCUUGAUGGAGUGGUGACCGAGUUCCUCUUCCGCCAGAGCAAGAUCAGCGAAGUCCUGGGGGGUAGUGGAUACAAUUCAGACAGGCUCUGCAUGCCCUACAUCCCUCAGCUGACAGAUGAAGAUCGUUUAUCCAAGAGAAAGAGCAUUGGAGAAACCAUUUCCCUGCAGGUGGAGGUGGAAUCAAGGAACAGCCCAGAAAAAGAGGAACGAGUGCCUGCUGAGGAGAUCACCUAUGAGACUCUCAAGAAAGCCAUUGUGGACAGCGUGGCGGUUGAGGAGCAGGAACGAGAACGGCGUCGACAAGUGGUGGAGAAGUUCCAGAAGGCCCCCUUUGAGGAGAUUGCAGCACACUGUGGGGCCCGGGCAUCACUGCUGCAGAGCAAGCUCAAUCAGAUCUUUGAAAUUACCAUCCGGCCCCCACCAAGCCCAUCAGGGACCAUCACCGCAGCCUACGGUCAGCCUCAGAGCCACUCCAUCCCUGUCUACGAGAUGAAGUUUCCGGAUCUGUGUGUCUACUGAACUCCAAGAGGCUGUGGUCCUGAGAGGGAUGGGGCUGAGGAAGGGGCAUACCCUCACCCCCACCCCCAUGACAUGAAAAUCUAACUGGGAUCUCAGAGAAGAAUGGUGCCUGGGAUGGCAGCACCUUCCCAGCUAAGCCAAGGUGAAGCCUCCAGGCCUUCUCUGGUUCCCUGUCAGUCCUCCUGCUUCUUCCUCAUCUUCCCUGAGGCAGAUCCAGCUGCCUACCCCUCAAUAAGCAUCUCGCCUGUGCCCUUUGUCUCUUCUCUGGUGUCAGCUAGAGGCAGAGAAUCCUGGGGGUGUCUCCACAGAGAGGCUGAGGGACCUAAAGAAGCCCCCAUUUAGUGUAGUAAGAAGAGCUUUCACUGGGAGUGGGACUACAGGGACACAUCUGUCAUCUCCAGAGAAGGGGCUGAGGAGAGGGGCUCGGGAACUAGGAGGGGACAUAGGUCGUCAAAGGAGCCAGGGAGUACAAUCUGGAGGAACUUAGGAAAGCUCCUCUCGUAAUGAGGUGACAGUGUCGAGAGCUGGAAGAUGGAAUUGUUAUUCCCAUUCUGAGCACACCCCUCCCUCAGUCCCCAUUUGAGGGCCUAGAGGCCCCUAGUCACAGGUGUUUCUUCCACUCUCUUGCUCACCAUGCUAGUUGUCUGUUCAUAUUCCUUCCUGUUAUCAAACAACAUUGAGCCCUCAUAGUAGGAGUAAGGGUUAGAGACACCAUGGGGGUAGAAAGGGUGAAACGAAGGGUGGGUGGGUCUGGGGAUAGAGGGCUGCUUCUCCCAGGCUGGGCAGCUGAGCCAGGGAGCAUCUGUGUGGGCCUUGCUCCUGUAGAAGAGCAGCAGGUGAAAGUGGGGCAGUCUUGUCCCUCUGUAGCAUCUUCUCAUCUCCUUUGUUCAUAGGGAGCUUAUUAGGGCCCUCCCACGGUUCUUUCCCUUCUGGAUGUUUCUCUUAGUUGGGUUCUCCCUCUUUGAUGUCUUUCUUCCUGAUGAUCCCAAGGUAUUUCUAGAGCCUCUGGGUUGAGGGAGGGCAGAUCAAGAUAAUCUUGUUCUAAAUGACUCAAGAAAGAGGAGGAACUGCAGGGGCCCCCUGAGGCCUGCCCACCUCCCCACCUAUGGAAGAAGCUCCCAACCUUGCCUGGGUGGGGGACAGGGGUAGUGGAGGGUCAGUUGGGGUAAGUGACACUUUGGGUCUCAAGAAUGUCAAAAGUCAACCUUUUGGAUAUGCCAUUUGAGGAAAGAAGGAUCUAGCAACUAAUGUUGGAAUGGUUCCUUCACUCUUUGAAUGAAGUCUGGGACAUCUGUGCCAAUCAACGGAGCUCGUGACCUGGGGAGAGGCAAUGGGAACUGCUUUGGGCUCCUGGGUUUUCCAUUUUCCCUGAGUGUGCCUACCUGUCUCUGUGUGACCAGCACGUGCAGAGGAGGAGCUGAUGCAAAGAACAGCAGAGCCGCGAGGGAGGCCACUUGCUUCUCUCUCUCCCACUUCCCUUUCUGAUCCCGCCUUCCAGGUGCCUUUACCCUCCAGAACCUUCUCUGGUAGAACCUCGCACCUAGGCUACCCUCCCAUGACAGUACCCUGUGGUCCAACAUAGUCUUUUUUUUUCCUUCCAGUCAAACUCCUCACAGUUUCAGAGCUGAUAUAACCCUCAGGUACAGGAAGUUGUGAAUGGUUGAAUGGCCUCUCCCUGCAGAAUGUGCUUUUUAAAAAGAGGGAGGAUGGGGAGACUUCUUGGCCCGGAGCAAUCUGUUUAAGGUACAAGUUUAGGCAGUGUGGCAUGCAGCCAGGAGGGCCAUGUGUGCCAAGGGGAGGGCAGUCCCAGGAAACCCCUCAGGUCCCAUCUCUGCACUGGGCCUUGCUGUGACGCACAGUGAGAGUGGGAUUGUUAGGACAGAUUGGUGUCUUUUUCACCAGGGAGAACCUUAACAUAGGCAUUUCCCUAUUACCUGUGCAAAAAAUUUCCUGGGCAGGGGGCAUAGCUGACUCUCGUUCCCAUAGUUUCCACACUGAAGAUGACACUCUUUCCCCUGGCCGCUGCCAGUGUGUUGCAGCAUGUGGCUCUGAAUGGCCUGCACAAUGAUGAGGCCCAAGGCCAGCGCCCCUGCUGUCCCCACAGCUCUCUGGCUGUGCUUCCAGGGCUUUGGCAUAUGCCCAACCUAACUUUACAAGCAUGAUCUUAGAUUGCUCUUUAAUAUCUCUUUACUAAGAAACCAAGUUUAAAAUAACUUCAAGCCAACUUUAGUCCAAAUAACUUUUGGAACAAAUGUUAAAGAAAAUCUAAAUCCUGAGCUACAAACAUGCCUUUCUUCACUAGUUCCUUCCGUCUUUUAAUCCUAUGCUUGACUUUGAUGAGAGCGAGAUGCUCUGUUUCUUUCUUGUAUCUACUUAACUUUAGUGUCUACCCCAUGACAACUUCACCCUGAAUGCUACCCAUGGGGUCCCUGUUCUGGGACUUGGGAGUCAUUUCCCUGGUGUCUGUUGGUAGAGCCAACAUGAGAACCAGAGAUCUCAGGUCCACUAAGAUGUCUGUCCCUCGCCCCCAUCUUGGGACUGGAAGGCAAAGGCACAGAGUUCCCGUUCUGUAUACUCUCAACCCGCUGUUCCUCUCCAUCAAUCCAAGGCAGCUUUUGCUUUGCAUUACCUCUGCAAACAAAAAGGCAUUUCUUUUGGAGAACUGGCCAUUUUUGAGGGCUGUCUUCUCCACUUCAGUUUGAAAUUACCCUCAGUAGAAUACCAGAGAGCCUGCUGACAUGGAGUAGAAUUUGGAUUCUGCCAAAUAUGCCUCAGCAUCAGAGUUUAAGGUGAGGGUUACCUUGAACAGAAAAUGAAAUGGUAGACAGUCUCCUCCACCCCACCACAAGGCCUAGGAGAGAGUGAAGCCGGGUUUGAUGGGCUCUCUAGAAGGGAGGAACGUGCCCGGACCCUUGGUCUAGCAUCACAGCUUCCUGUCUUCCUAACCCUCUGGCAUCAGGCAGCAGGGUUUCAUGCAACCGGCCCCUUUUUUUGCCACUCUUCUCUGUUGUGAAUUUGAGCCCAAAGGAGUCAGCGGGCUCAUUCAAAUCAGCUACUCCCCAGAGCUGAAGACUCUUGCUCUGCGGGCAAGGGUAAGGUUGUUGAGCAUGUUGCUGGUAAAACUUAAUAGACAUAAAUACAUUCGUUAGCUGGUUGCUCCAUUAGGUUGGGUGAGGCAUGAGUGCGUAAAGGAGCAGACCAGCAGGAGGACCAAUGUGAUCUUACAGGCUCCUUCUCUUCUACUUGCAAGGGGGUCCCCAGUGUCCUGGGCUGGUGGCAUUUCCCUCUCUCUUUUAAAAGCAAGAGUAAGUGGUUUCUUGACUCCUAAACAGCCUCCUUACCAGAAAAGGAGUCUAAGCAGGUCAGAAGAACUAAAAAAGUUCUCAUACCCUCCUCUGUCUAACCCCUCCGCCCCCCGCACAAGUACAAACCUAAGUGGGUCAGCAGUGAAGAGGUGGGACCUGGGACAACUGAAGUGCUUGGAGAAGUGCUAGGGGCUGCGUAUGUGCUGCCCUUGGCCCUGGGUGUUCUGGGUCUCACAGGAUACAUUUCAGCUGGACUCAGAAUUAGAACAGCACUGGGGGUUCUGUAAGUGGCUCAAAGGCCAAUCUCUGGGCUUCACUGGGGACCCUGGGUCUCAACACCUUUCAGUUGCCAUUCCACUGCCCCAGGUUUUCCAUAAUUCCUCUUCAUGACCAGACAAUGGAAGCUGGCCAGCCAGGGGUCUGGGGGAAAGGACUGGAUCUGAGCGGUUUGAGUGAACACUGGGUUUACGGGUGAGCUGGGGAGGCCAUGUUAUCAGGGCAGGCUACACCUGCUUCCUGUGAUCUACAGACUCCCAGGCAGGUAGUGCUGAAACAGCGUAUCUUUCUUACAUCUGGGGAGUGGGGUUAGGGCAGCUUGUUGCCUCUUCAACCCAUUAACCCCGGAAUCUUCUGGUUAAAAUGACUCUUAGCCCCAAAUCAGACCUAAGUGUGAAGACUGCAGAAGGAUGGUCAUGGGGCCCUUUCCUCAAGCCUGGCUAAGAAGCAGUGGUCAGAAGACGGGGCGGCAAGAGGAGCUCUGUGGCCCUGCUGGGGCUGGAGGCAGUUACCUGUUCGGGAGACCUUGGGGCCUUAGCCUGUCACCUUCCCCCUAAGCUCUUCCUCCACGACUGUUGGUUCUGGCUCGUGGAGUUGUGGAGUCUGGGCUUGUGGAGUUGUAAACCCACAAGAGCUGCCGCCCAUCCACUGUUCCAUGUCUUCGCCCAUGUAGGCCACCAUGAACUGGCUGAGUGUGUGCGUGUGCCCAUACGCAUGCGUGUAUGGAUUAUAGUCUGCAGUUGAACACAUAUGUAUAUAAUAGCUGACGUAUUUAUAUGUGAGUGCAGAACUAGUGCCUGUGGCAGUUUUCUGUGUUUUAAACUCAUUGAGUCAAGUUAGUUUUAUUUUAGAAACAGGGAAAGGGGAGUGGGGGGAACGUAGGAAGGACUCUUAGCAAACUCAUUCUUUAGGAUGAUUAGUCGUGAUUUCCCAGUGAGCCUUUAUGAUGCCCUUUUCAAAUAAAUGUUAAUGUUGUCACCACAUGGCUGUCUAGUUCAUUUCUUUAAAUGGUUUUUGGACGUGCAAACAGGAUCUGAAAAUACCAUGUUUACCGCUGACAUUUAGCCACCCUCACCGACCAUUACAUUACCUGCCUCAGAAGGAAGGAGGGAGGAGAAAGGAUGUUACCAAGGUGGGAAUAUGGUGCCCAGAAUUCCCAGCAUGGGAGCAUCCUCAGAUAGGAAGGCCUGGGCCCAUUCCUUCGUUCUAGCAACCAGAAUCUAGCCCAUUCAAUAUAACCCACAUUGGGGAGAGAUGUUUUCUUAAGGAUUCUGACUCCCCUCACAUCAGGACUUCCCAGGGUGCAUUCCCUAUGGGCUUAUUUAAUUGGGAACUUCCAGAGCAUCAAAACAUCAAAGCAUGAGGAGAUAGGUUAGGUAGAUAGAAAGACAGACAGGUAGGUAGAGCUGCUGUCGAGUCAACCCUGACUUAUGGAGACCUUAUGCACAACAGAACAAAACGUUGCCUGGUCCUGCAUCUUCCUCACUAUCACUGGCAUGUUCAAGUCCAUUGUUGCAGUUAUUGUGCCAAUCCAUCUCCCUUACCCUCACUGGCCCUCUACUUCACCAAACAUUUUGUCCUCCUCCAGGAGAUAUAAAAGAAAUAUACCACUUGACUUCUGCCUUUGUGGAGCUUAUAGUUUCCCCAAGAGGAAAGGACAAACAUACAUGCAGGAAGACUUGCCAUUCCAGGGAGGACAGCAGGCCCUUCGGUGCACAGGGGGCUGAUGCAGAAACACGAAAUGAUUAGGUUUGGCUGGAAGAAAUCAUGACUUUCCCAGCAUAGGGGGACUUGAGCCUGGGCUCCUGUUGAAGAAAAGAUAAUAUUCAAAAAGAAAUGGCAGCAGAGGUGGGAGCAUUCCAGGCAAAGGGUGGAGGAGGGUAAGAGAAGGCCAGUGAGGAGACUAGGCGUGAGGCAGAGAGCUUUCAUCCAGGGAAAUAUGAGAAGGGGGGUUAGGUAAGGAGAGUGAGCCCUGUUGACAAGGGCCCUGCAUGCUAACCCAAUAGUUUGGAAUUGUUGGAAAAUAGGCUCUUGAGCCAGGGAGUAUUGUGGAGAAAGCAAGGUUUCAUAUGCGUUAAUAUAAAGAAUUUGUGUAUGAUGGGUUGGGGAGGAGAGUGCCUGGGGACAAGAAGAUCAGAUAGUUAGGAAGCUGCUGUGAUAGUCGUGGCCUGGUCAGGGAGCACAAAGAAUGAAGAGAAGGGCUGGAGCUGGGAAGCCUGCAAAGGAGGAGCUCCGGCACAGCAAGGGGGAAAAGAGAGCCUGGGGACCUGGAGACUGGAGACUCAGGCCUGAGCGACGGGAAGGAGCAUCGUGUGUCCACACCUGUGUAUACCGUGCUGUAUUUACACAGAUGUUUGCCUCCACGGGUGUGUGCGUCUGUGGGGGUGAGACAUGUAUUUGAAGAAGAGAAUAUCUGUGAGUAGCCUGGAAGUGCAGCCAAAUUCAAACUGAUACCAACCCUCAGCUCUCACCCUUAACUUUUCAGUAACAAAAAGAUGAUCACAUCCAUUUUCUCGUUUAAUCCUCACAAUAGCCCUCACACUACGAGGGGACAGGGCAGAUGAGAGAACUCAAUCUGGAAGAAGUUUAGA
Messenger RNA from Loxodonta africana (African savanna elephant), 9118 nucleotides. It is a transcript of the gene EFR3B, whose product is annotated as EFR3 homolog B. The coding region runs from base 472 to 2946 and encodes 824 amino acids. The transcript has 23 exons. NCBI's taxonomy places the organism in Eukaryota, Metazoa, Chordata, Mammalia, Proboscidea, Elephantidae. The record is from RefSeq and is a predicted model, not a curated record. Gene Ontology annotation, biological process: protein localization to plasma membrane. Gene Ontology annotation, cellular component: plasma membrane.